Messenger RNA from Cooperia oncophora, 201 nucleotides. The record is from the annotation of a GenBank genome assembly. NCBI's taxonomy places the organism in Eukaryota, Metazoa, Nematoda, Chromadorea, Rhabditida, Trichostrongylidae.
AUGGCUAAAAUAUCAAGGGCCGACGCUGUCAGCACUCCUGUCAUCGACUAUGAUGACAUGGCUUACAUGGCUGAAAUCACUCUCGGAACUCCACCGCAGACGUUCGUUGUAUUCCUUGACUCCGGAUCGUCGAAUCUCUGGGUGCCGGAUUCAACCUGCUCUGAAGGACAGUCAUCGAGUUGUGGUACCUACUGUGAGCAG